Messenger RNA from Liolophura sinensis, 5463 nucleotides. Its product is annotated as KAT8 regulatory NSL complex subunit 1-like. The record is from RefSeq and is a predicted model, not a curated record. Gene Ontology annotation, cellular component: NSL complex. Lineage: Eukaryota; Metazoa; Mollusca; Polyplacophora; Chitonida; Chitonidae. The coding region runs from base 398 to 4018 and encodes 1206 amino acids. Gene Ontology annotation, molecular function: histone acetyltransferase binding. The transcript is spliced from 9 exons.
CAAAUGUAGGGUGGUCGCCAUUACGAUGAGACUACCGAGCCAUUCUAUUAAACAAUUUGAGCAACGAUGGUAGUAUUUCUUCUUAAACAUGGAUGGAACUGCAUUGGGCUCGGGGAUUGUGUCUGAUCUACACUGUCAGGGACAUUUUUUUGAGACAGAGCGUUCAGUGAAUAGCUGAGGAGGCAGUGAAGAGAAGGUUGUCUGGCAAGAUCAGUGUUGUUUGUGCCCUGUUCUAGGCACGGAAGGCACUGAGGGAUAUCACGUGAUGCAGAUUUCUUGACGACAAACGCGAUAAGAACAGGACGUGACACUGGAGGUCCUGUUAGUGGCGAUCAACUUCGUCCACAUACAUCGAACACCAGUGGACAUCUGUUUAAAUGAUCAACUCCGGGCUUAUAUGUCUAGCCCACUGCCAUUGAGGCUAUGCUGUAUGGCUGCCAUGGCUCCCGCCCUUACGGAAGCAGCCACUCAAGCACGCAUUAGACUGCCCUCGUCCCCUACAGCAUCCCCCACAAAUACUGCUGUGAACGGGAGGGAGGGCAUCGAUCUGACACCAAGCAUCAGUGAUUGUCGAUCAAAUAGGGCACAAGGAAGUGGGGGCAAAGGUGACGUCUCCUUGGGCACAAAAAACUACAUUGGUCUAUCUAAAACUCAUCUUCAGAACGGAGGUGUAAGCUUGAAAUCCCAUUUCACACAGUUUGGGACAAAAUCCAAAGUGAACUUAGCCAAUCUUGGUGUUAUUUCCAAUCUCCCGAACAUUUAUAAACCAGACGGGCUCUUGGCAUUUACUAAGAAGAACGGCAAGUGUCACCACGGUGAUAGUCUUGUUGGUACCAUGAACCAACAGAAUACUGUAUCAAAUGUAAACAAAGUACCACUUACUUGUUCAGACUGUGACACCUCAAAUUCAUCUACUUCGAUCCCUCAAGCACAUUCUCACUUGAUUUCUACAGAAGGCAGAUCAAAUGGUUUGCAAGGUGUUGAACAUCGUUCAUCUUUAAGCAAUCUACGUGGAUCACAUAAUGGUAGGUGUGAAUCCGAUAAUACCAGCAUUGAUGAUUUCAGAGGAACUUCUGAGUUGCCUUCUGAAGAUGGUUUAAAAACGUUAAGUGAUCACAGUGUUGCAUCAGUGCAAGGUAAUGGCCACAUUGGGUCAGUACAACCUGAUAUGGUGCACGCACAUAACAUGUCUGUUGGUCGCUCUGUUUUGGAGCGUGGGAAGACACAGGUUCAACUUGAGCGCAGAGUGGAAUAUUUGAUGCGUAGGUUACGCCGUCUGCAAAGCAAGCAAGUCCAAAUUCAUGUUCGUCAGCAGAUGAGUGGUUUUACCGCCUAUCAGAAUGCUAAUGUACAGGAGUUAGUGAAAUCAGGUGGAGAUCAUGCUGAUGUGGCCCAGUUUGAGGAGACCAAGGCAGAUGUCUGGCAGGCUGAAGAUGUGAAGAAUCUGUCUACGGUUGCCCUUGUCAGUUUAGUGAAAAAACUACAGACAUCACAAAUGAAACCACCACCUAGUGUACCAAAGCCAGAACCUGUGAAUGUGUUACAUCUUGAAAAAGAAAUUUGUAUAGAAAGUGAACAGACUGCAAGCCAGCUGGAGUCCUAUAUUAGACAUGUUCAUGGUGCUGUGGAUUCUGAUGCAACAGAGAGUAGCUCAGGAGGGGAAAGUGCAGACGAACAGAAUCUUCUUCCUGAGAAAGAGAAGAAAAGUAGAGUUCCGUGUACACCCAUUCACAGAAGACCGGAAUGGAAAUGGGCAGUAGAUAGGGCGGGUGUUGCCAGCCGCUGGACGUGGCUUCAGGCACAAGUGUCAGACCUGGAGUAUCGUAUCCGUCAACAAAAUGACAUCUACCGACAAAUCCGUGCAAAUAAAGGAAUGGUGAUUUUAGGAGAUCCACCCUCUCCAGAAGACCUCAUGGCUAAAUCAAGAAUGAAUGGGAGACCUGGAAGAAGGUUGUCUCCCAUUGAGGCAAAGAUAGCUAGUAUUGAGAAGAAAAAUGAAAUGUCCCCAUGCAAUAUUUCCACUCUCCUCUGUAAUGUAGACAAACAGUCUUCAAAACUGGUCCAGUCCCUAGGAAAUUGUCUUUCACCGUCACCUGUAAAUAGUCCAUUGUCAAUAAAUGGGAAAGCCAAGCCAUCUGGAUCUCCUACCAGAUCGAUCAAUGGUUAUGUAGAUACAACAAAAAGUUCAGCUUCUGAUGGAAGUGAUGUAGAUAGUCCAGACAGCAGUGUUCAAAGAACUCAUGACCGUUUACGACACAAAGAACCAUUUGAAUUGACAGUGUCACCUGCCGUGGAUUCAUCUUGCCAGGCAGCCAGAUGUCGACCGGUUCAAAGUUACCGCAAGCGGAAGUUACUAAGAACAGCAGGGCUUCAGACGAACCGAAAAGCUGCUCGUCUUUCUAGUGUGAAAUGUCAGUGCUACCCACCCAUAACUGCAUGUGCUAUGUGUGGAGGAAGAUAUAAUGCUAUGCGAAAGCUGAACCCUCAUACAAUGCACACCCAGGAGAAAAUCUCUUUACUUGAUACCUCAACUCAUCCAAUAUUAUCUCUCCCUCAAGAUACUCCCUUACCCAUUCGACUAGAAGCUUUGUUGACUGCUGGGGAAUGGCAAAAUAAUAUUUCCAACAAGUCAAAGUUAACUGAGAGAAGAAGGAGUAAGAUGGGAUCUCAGUUGAAUGACCACUCAAGGAAAACAAAGCGCUAUGUCCGUGGUGUUCAAUUGCUCACAACAUCUAAAUACCGAAGGAAGCUGGACAAUAUUUCUCGACCAAGGAAGAGGGCGGCAUCUUUACCAACCACUCCAAGAAAGACCUCUGUAGAUGGCAGGAAAGCAUGCACAGCUGUCAAACGCAGGAGAGCGGCCAAACUUGCCAUAGCUGCAAUGAAGAGGCCAUACAGGUCCAACUCGAUGUCUGUCGCCAGUAGUCAAGCCAGCAGCGGCAGUGGCAGCAGGACCCCCACACCAUCUCCUCAGACCAAGGACGGAGUGCUCAACUCUAGCCACAUGUCUGCCACAUUCCGCGAGAUGAAGGAAGCUGCGUUAAGAAAGAAGCGGGUAGAGAGUGCCUAUGACAUUAACAAUAUAGUCAUUCCUUAUAGCAUGGCAGCAUCUACGCGAGUAACCCGGCUCAAGUACAAAGAGAUUGUCACGCCAAAGUGGCGUGACAUUACUGACCCAAACAGUGAGGAGCCAGAUCAGGAGAGUGGGCAUGAUAUGACGGGAGAGGAACAUCAGCCAACUCCCGCAGGUGAUGGGCCCCCCUUAGGGCUUCGUCCUGUAGCCACAGGUCCAGAAGAGGAAGAGGAUGAGGAGGUGGAGGAUUGCUCAGAUGAAUCAUUCAGUCAGCGGCAUAUGAAGUGUGAAGGGCAGGAGAAAAAACGGUUUAUGACAUUUGUCCAGUAUGGCCGACGAGUGAGAGGGUCACGGACCGAGAGUGGUGCCAACACGCCAGAUCCAUUGUCUCCUGAUGCAAGCCAGAGUGAAGGAGGGAAUUUUAUGGGGACAACUAGCAUGAGUGGUCCAAGUGUGCAAUCUGUGGAAGGAGUUAGCUCUAACACACCCACGUCAAGUUCUGCCACACCCACACCAAGCUCUAAACUGUUCACACCCAUCCCCGUGCGGGAAGGGCGUGAGAGUAAAGACAAUGGAUUCCGUAAACGAAGUGGCUCAAUGAGCCGAAGAUCUAUUUGUCUUGAGGACAGUUUGAACCUGGGCUUAUAUGAGGAGAUGGACUGGAAUGUGGCUGAUCCAUGGCCACUGCGAUCAUUCCCAUUGGAGGAGAGUGAAUAUGAGGCCAUGUUAGCUGAGCAACCCAGUGUGGAAGAGCUGAAGAAACAGGUGGUGGAAGAAACGGCUAAGACACUGAUGGCAGCUCCACUAACAGGUGGUAUGGUGUCUGUGAGCAGGUCCAGCUCCCCUGCCCCCAGUACCUCCACCUCCCUGUCUGAGGAAGAUCCCAAUGACCCUGAGUGGACAGUUCAGUGCCAGACCCAGCAAGGCCCUACAGGCCUGAGUUAGACGACAAUACACAAGCAUUCUGGCCGCUUUCAAGGACUUGCUUAUGGUUAUCAUUUGAUUUGUUCAUCAGUUGCAUGUUUUUGCACACCAUAUGUAUGAUUCGAGAUAUCUAGGCAUGUUGUACAUGUAAUUUGGCUUAAUUGCCGGUAAGUAAUGCUUUUAAUGUUUACCUGAUGUAUACAUCUGAUUGAUAUACUUGUAGGGAAAGGAAAGAUGUGUGAUGAAUUUCCUGAAGUGCUUAUAUUGACUGCAUUAUAUCUUGGGUGGAAGAAUUUUUCAGAAUGUGUUUAUUACAAUUUUAAAGGAAUUACAUCAAAUGUAAGUGGGGUUUGAUCAUCGUAACUGAACACUUUACAACAUAGGAAACAUCCUUACAGCAGCAAUGAUUAAUGUGUUUAACAUCAUGAAUAUAUGUGAGGAACUAGGCAUGCCACAAGGCCGUUAUUGUAUUGAUUUCUUGGAGCUGUAUAGAAGUGUAAUAUUCUCCUUGAAUUUUGGGACCGCUAGGUAUACUAGGUAGCUCUUCUUUGUGGUUCGUACACUUGUAAAUAGUUUGUAUAUAAAUACACAUGCAUUUAAAGGUUGGCUAUUUGGAUCUGUUCCCCUUGAUAGUAUACGCAGUGUCUAGCAUUUUCCUCAGCCCUUCACUUUUAUAUAUUAGUUUCAUCAUUGGUGUAUAUAAGGCUGUUCAUACCGUAAGAAUAUGCUAAACUGUAAAUAGCCAAGGACAACACAUUUGUGUUGGAAAAACUGUACAGCUGUGUGUCCAGAGAUAUUUUUACUCUCCUCGUUGAAGCUUGUACGUAAUGAUGUAGCUUUGUACCUUCUGCAAAAAAAGCCUCAUCGUUUGGGGAUGAUCUGUUUAUGGUAUACGUGUAGUCUAGUGCAAGUGGGAGUAAUUGUGUGGGUUAUGAAAGCCGAGUUCUGUUUUCCGAGUUAAAAUGAACAUUUGUUACUGGUGAUGCAUUGUUAUUUUUGGCUUAUUCCUCACCUAGUUAGUCCCUGGGUAACAUGUUUAUGGAAAUGAGUAAAAGAGCAAAAUAUCCCAAAACAACGUGCUUACAGCAUUCCCUAUGUGCUAUUGUUUACAGCUAUUUCAUGUGACGGUCUGUUUGUAUCUUUUGAUUCUGUUUCGUUUGAUCAGUUAUUAACAGUUAUUCUGUGAAUUCGUCUGAAAUAUAAAGAGGUCCACUUUGCACCAAUGAAGUAAAAGUGAGUUUUAAUUGUUUUCGUAAUUUACGUAACAGUGUAUGGUCCAUCACGGCCUUUAUGAAGAAUGGGGAUCAAAUUGGUCCUCAUUCAUACAGUUUUUGUUCCUGUAAUUUGUGGGCUUCUAUGCUGUCUUCGUUAGUGUUUUGCUGUUAAAUUGCUGCCCCUUGUUGCCCGUGGAUCUAGCACACUAGUGCAAUCAAAGGAAUUGCCGAAUAAAACACUUCAACACUUUA